CAGUUGUCUCUUCGGAACGAUUGAUUACAAGCAUUCAAGAAUUGAUGAAGUUGAGGUGACAAUGUCUUCAGAAAUCAAUGUGAUCAAUUUUGGUGCAGGACCAGCAAAAUUACCGAAAGAAGUUCUUCUAGAUGUCCAGAAAGAAUUCCUAUCAUAUCAGAAUGAAGGUAUGGGUAUUGUCGAAAUAAGUCAUAGAAGUGAGGAAUAUGCUAAAAUCAAUAGUAGUGCCCAAAGUACAUUGAGAGAAUUGUUAAAUGUUCCAGUCAACUACAAAAUCCUCUUUAUGCAUGGAGGGGGUCAAGGUGCAUUUUCGGCGAUCCCCAUGAACCUCAUGAGCCGAACCGGAAAAGCCGAUUACUUAGUAACCGGCACGUGGUCUUCAGUAGCAGCCAAUGAAGCCAAAAAGUACGGGCAAGUGAAUAUCGUCAAUGCUAGGAUCCCAGGGGGCAUCCCUGAUCCAAAAACCUGGAAGUUGAACUCGGAUGCUUCGUAUGUCUUCUAUUGUGAUAAUGACACUAUUGACGGUGUUGAAUUUCCAUUCAUUCCCGAAACCGAAGACAUACCCCUGGUAGCAGAUAUGAGUUCAAACUUGUUAACCAAGAAGCUGGAUGUUUCGAAGUUUGGUGUAAUUUUCGCAGCCUCUCAGAAAAACCUAGGACCAGCUAGUGUGGCUGUGCUUAUAGUCCGUGAGGAUUUACUGGGGAAUGCAACAGAAUAUUGUCCUUCGAUACUAGAUUUCACAAUUCUUAAUAAAAUGGAUUCUAUUUUGAAUACCCCACCUAUUUUCUCAAUAUAUGUUAUGGAUAAAGUUUUUCGUUGGAUCAGAAAAAGCGGUGGUCUGACGGUAAUGGAAACUCUUAGUGAACAAAAGAGCAGCCUGGUCUACAAUACAUUGGAGCUCCAUAACACUUUCUACUUUUCUCCCGUCGGAAAAAAUGCGCGAAGCAGGAUAAAUAUUCCUUUCCGUAUCGGGAAAUCUAACGGAGAUGAAGAAUUGGAGAAUCAGUUCCUCAGAGAAGCCGAAGAAAGAAAUAUGCUUCAACUGAAAGGUCAUCAUCUCGUCGGUGGCAUCAGAGUCAGCCUUUUCAAUUCCAUCACUGUGCAGGAAGUGAAUAGACUCAUUGAUUUUAUGAUUGACUUCCAGAAACGCAAUGCAGCGUAAGCGACAUUGGAUGUUUUUUUAAGAAU
Messenger RNA from Phaedon cochleariae (mustard beetle), 1188 nucleotides. Lineage: Eukaryota; Metazoa; Arthropoda; Insecta; Coleoptera; Chrysomelidae. The record is from the annotation of a GenBank genome assembly.